Molecule: messenger RNA, 1946 nt
Organism: Helianthus annuus (common sunflower)
Lineage: Eukaryota; Viridiplantae; Streptophyta; Magnoliopsida; Asterales; Asteraceae
Exons: 2
Coding region: 173-1825 (550 amino acids)
Source: RefSeq, a predicted model, not a curated record
GAUGAAACAGAUUACAAACGGUGUCGUUUUGUCAUUCUCUCUCUUCUUGAAGUUGCCGUAGUCUCACUCAAUCUUCCAUUGAAAACUCUAAUCAACAAACAACACCCCUCCCUCCACCGAAAGAGAAGGGGUGUUUCAUAAUUUGACUUUCUUCCCCCAAAGUCAACUCACGAUGUUUGGAUUUGAGUGUUGCUGCAGCGACAAAGAUGGUGAAUUGUACAAUUUGUUGUUGCCAGAAGAACCAAAACCAUUUUUUCUUCCUUCACCGCUUCCACAAUGGCCUCAAGGUCAAGGUUUCGCCACAGGAAGAAUAAACCUCGGAGAAUUAGAAGUCGCAAUGGUUAAAGACUUCGAGGUGAUAUCAACUUACACCCCCAAAAAAUCAAAAACCGGCGUUACAUUUUACAAACCGGUAUCCAUUCCCGACGGGUUCGUCACCUUCGGUCACUAUGGUCAGCUAACCAACCAACAGCUUCGAGGCUACGUGCUUGUUGCCCAAGCUGCCCUAAACACAGAAACCGAAUCUCCUCCUCUGAAGCUACCUCUCGGUUACAAACUAAUCUGGAGUUCCACCAAUGUUUACGUGUGGCAACCGGUGCAACCGGACGGUUAUCGAGCUUUAGGAUUUGUCGUCACCGUUGAUGAAACUGAACCGGAUGUUGAACAAGUUAGAUGUGUACGGGACGACCUUACUGAAAAUUGUCAAGUUGAUGAUGUCAUACUGUCGACUUCGAGUUUUCGAGUUUGGAACACGAAAGCGUGUAAAACGGGGAUGUUUUGUAAAGGUGUUACCGUCGGGACGUUUUUCUGUAGUAAGGAUUCGGUUUCCAGUGACAAAUUGGAUAUUUGUUGUUUGAGAAAUGUUAAACCGGAUCUUGAAGCAAUGCCGAAUUUGGAGCAAAUAGACGCGUUAAUCGACCACUACGGCCCCACGGUUUACUUCCAUCCUGAUGAGGUUUACUUGCCGUCGUCGGUACCGUGGUUUUUUAAAAACGGUGCACUUCUGUUUAGAAAAGGAAAUUCCGACGGGAGACCUAUUGAUUCCAGUGGGUCGAUUUUGCCGCAAGGCGGGAAAAACGACGGUGAGUUUUGGAUGGACUUACCGGAGGAUGAUAACGACGACACGUUAGUUAAGCACGGGAAUCUCGACAGUGCAGAGCUUUACGUGCAUGUUAAACCGGCGUUAGGCGGUACUUUUACCGAUAUUGUUAUGUGGAUUUUUUGCCCGUUUAACGGGUCGAUAACGUUUACUGUCGAGCUGUUAAACCUGAAUAUCGAGAUGGAUAGAGUCGGUGAACAUGUUGGCGAUUGGGAGCAUUUUACGCUCCGGAUAAGCAACUAUAACGGCGAGCUUUGGAGCGUUUAUUUCUCCGAGCAUAGUGGUGGCGAGUGGGUGGACGCUAGUAACAUAGAGUUUAUCGACGGAAACAAACCGAUCGUUUACUCGUCAAAACACGGGCACGCUAGUUUUCCGAACGCCGGGACGUAUAUCCAAGGGUCAAGUAAGUUCGGGAUCGGAGUGAAGAACGACGUGGAUAAAAGCGAUCGGUUUAUUGACGCUAGCAAACGGUACCAGAUUAUAGCGGCGGAGUAUCUUAACGGUGUGGUGGCGGAGCCCGACUGGUUGCAGUAUAUGCGGGAGUGGGGGCCGACGGUGUUGUACGAUGGACGGUCGGAGCUAGAGAAGAUUAUUAGCCACCUGCCGUUUUUAAUUCGGCUGACAGUGGAGACGCUUAUUGAUCUUUUCCCGGUGGAGCUUUACGGGGAGGAAGGGCCGACGGGGCCUAAGGAGAAGGAUAAUUGGUAUGGGGAUGAAAGAUGUUAAAUGUUUACAUGUGCAAGAUGAUUGUACGUUUGUUAUUAUGUUGAGGUUGUGUUGUAAUGUAAUGUGUUGUAACUUGCAACAAUAGUUGAUUCAUGAGUGAUAUAUAUUGAUGCUUCACCUA